UACUGUUUAAAAUAUUAGUGAUUAGUUCUAUUUGAUUGCGGCUGUGCUUAAUGAAAGAAAGGAACUCUACUUUACUAUGUAUACUAUGUAUUAUGUACAUUUACUAUGUAUAUUUAUUCAUAAUGUGCAUACACAAUGCAGAUAUGAUGAGAGUAAGAUUGUAAUCUUGACGUCACAUGGUUAGGUUUAAUGGAGGGGAGAUUGCUUACUUUACAGCUGUCAGGGGUAUGAUUCUUUGUACUUAAAGUUAUAUUCAUCUAUUCUAAUAGAAAAGUGAUGUGAUUUUUGUGAAAUCUCCCAUAUAUUUAUUAACUAUAUUUGAAUAAUCUACUUUGUCACAUGGAAUGUGGCAACUAAAUAUCCAGAGCAAGAUUUGCAUGAACUUCUCGAUAUCAAUCAUACUAACGAGACUAGAACAUUACCAGAUUUAUACUUUAUUGGAGAAGUAUUGAAGAACUACGAUUACGUAAAAAUACGUACACAACGGUUGCAGGGUCUAGUUUUAAAUAUCUUUUGUUUGAGAAAACAUAUCACGCAUUUAAGAUUAAUAGAGACUCAAUAUACACGAACAGGAUGUGGAGGCAUGUGGGGAAAUAAAGGUGCAGUUAGUAUAAGACUAAAUAUGUAUGGAAUUAACAUGUGUGUAGUAAAUACACACUUGACACCGCAUGACCAUUUAUUGACAGACAGAAUUAUGGAUUAUAAUACAAUACUCACAAGUCAUAGUUUCAGUAAUUCAGAUACUUCAAAAAUAUUAUUUCACGACUAUGUAUUUUGGAUCGGUGACUUAAACUUUCGAUUACACGGAGAGGAUUUGACUGCCACAGAGAUAGACAUGCUAGUUAGGAAAAAUGAACUAAAGUGUUUGUUAGCUAGAGAUCAAUUGAAGAUGGUAAUGGAAAAGGGUGAAGCUUUCUCCGAAUUGAAUGAAAAUUCUGUUACAUUUCCUCCUACUUAUAAAUAUGAAUUUGCAUCUCAAGAAUUUGAUCUCAAGCGUCGACCAUCAUGGACUGACAGAAUUUUGUACAGAGUAAAUGCUGAUAUUUAUGAUGAUAUUAGAUUGAAUGCUAUUCAACGUAAUUAUAAAAGUCAUUCCAAUUACAUACAAUCAGACCAUAAACCUGUUACAGGAGAGUUCGAUAUUAUUAUCAGACCACAUGUAGGAGAUCAUGGUGUAGAAUUCCAACCUGUGUCGUCAUGGUUUAUAGAUGAAGAAAAUUCAGUAUCAUACAAAUUAUUAGGAGAUGCGAGACCAGCCAGCGGCGACUGGGUAGGACUUUUUCAUAAUGAAUUUUCCAGUCUAGACGAAUACAUCGUUUAUGAAUAUGUAGGUCGAGGUAAAUCGUCUCCAGUUCCUUUUGAACCUCAUUCAAUCACCGAACGAAUUUACUUUAGCGAUACGGCUCUUCGAUCACCAGGAAUGUAUCGUUUGGUAUAUGUUGCUCAACGAGGAAAUCUUGUUGGAAUUUUAGGCAUUAGUCCACCAUUUCCAGGGCAUCAUAGACCUACUUGA
Molecule: messenger RNA, 1513 nt
Organism: Heterotrigona itama
Lineage: Eukaryota; Metazoa; Arthropoda; Insecta; Hymenoptera; Apidae
Source: the annotation of a GenBank genome assembly